Antrostomus carolinensis (chuck-will's-widow) is the source of this 1692-nucleotide messenger RNA. Its product is annotated as probable E3 ubiquitin-protein ligase HECTD4. The record is from RefSeq and is a predicted model, not a curated record. The annotation marks the transcript as partial. The transcript is spliced from 3 exons. NCBI's taxonomy places the organism in Eukaryota, Metazoa, Chordata, Aves, Caprimulgiformes, Caprimulgidae. Gene Ontology annotation, biological process: glucose homeostasis.
GAGUAUCUCCUCCUCCUGGAGCUGUGUUAGUCUUGCAUUCUCUUCCCCUUGAAUUCCCCCUGGCAAUGGCAUUCACAGAACAGCUAUUAACUUGGAAGUUGGAAGAUGGGGAUGGAAAAUCAGAAGAUGAACUGGAUACUAUUCCUGCUUCAAUUCUCUUGCAAGUAGUGGAAUUUUUAGGGAACUUUCUCUGGACAACUGACAUGGCAGCAUGUGUGAAGGAAUUAAUAUUUCAUCUCUUGGCUGAGUUGCUUCGUAAAAUUCACAAUCUGGAGCAGAAAAAAAAUCCAGCAGGAUUGUCAUCUUCUAUUGCCCUUCAGUUAAAUCCCUGUCUAGCAAUGCUGAUGGCCCUGCAGUCAGAGCUUCACAAGUUGUACGAUGAAGAAACACAAAACUGGGUGUCUGGAAACGCGUGCAGUGGUUCUGGUGUUGGAGUGGCUGACCAAGGAAGAUUUUCAACGUACUUCCAUGCUCUGAUGGAAGUCUGCCUUGCUGUAGCAGAAGUAACCUUACCUAUCAAUAUGAGUGUAACAGCUAACGUGAUGUCUUCAACAAGUGCCCCAAAUCUUAGUGACUCUUCAUCCUCGUCUUCAUCUUCUCCAGGACAGACACCGCAGAGUCCAAGCUUGCUGUCAAAGAGGAAAAAAGUCAAAAUGAAGCGGGAAAAGACGUCGUCUUCAGGCAAACGUUCUUCAUCCAGAGCAGCUGAAACAGAUGCUGCAAUCCUCAGCAUAGGAGGAAGCAAACCUGAGGAUAUGUUAUGGUUUCAUAGAGCGCUGACUCUGCUUAUAAUUCUCAGACACCUGACUAGAAAGGAUCCACAGGGGCUGGGUGUGACAAACGAUGCUGUAGCAGAUGCGUGUCAGGCGCUAGUGGGUCCCACAGCUCAUAGCCGCUUGCUCGUCAUCUCUGGAAUACCGACGCACUUGGAGGAGAGUACUGUCAGGAGUGCCAUCAGGAAGGCCUGUAACGCGCAUGGUGGAGUCUUCAAAGAUGAAAUCUACAUCCCUUUGCAGGAAGAGGAACCAAAAAAAAUCAAGGACAAAGCAGAAGGUGGAGAAUGCAGAACUGAACUGGAAAAACCAACUGUUUCGAGUAGCGCGGACAGUUUGGAUAUCAGCAGCUCUAGCAGUGUCACACCCGCCAUGAGCGUGAGCGCUUCAGCCUCCACGAGCCAGGCUUCCCUCUGCAGCUCGCAGGGAAUCUCUCGAACCGUUAGUGAUAUCUCAGUUGACCAGUUUCAAGCAGGACUGGAACUGGCCAUCCCACCAGGAUUGCUAGAACCACAUGUUGUUUCCAGCCAGGAGAGUCUGGAUCUUUCACACUGCAGUACCGGAAGCCUUGGCAGCCUCGGCAGCCUCGGGGAACCGCUUGACAACGCCGAAACAGCGUCUGUGUCUGAUGUUGGAUCGAUGUACACAGUCACAUCUCUGGACAACCAGCCACUUCUGUCACGGCCCAUCAAAGGUUUUGCUGUAGUGGAGAUAAGGUCAAGAGCUAAAAUAGAGAAAAUCCGAGCCAGUCUAUUUAAUAGUAGUGACCUCAUUGGUUUGUCAAGUCUGGAUGGUGAAGAUGAACUGAUGGAAAUGUCAACUGAAGAGAUUUUAACUGUUUCUACUGUAAAUCAGAGUUUAUUUGAUACACAAGGGAGCCCAGCACUGGAAGAUUAUUUCAAUGAUAAGUCAGUGAAAG